AUGAAAGGAGGAUUAUUUUAUUUUAUUAUUCUUUUUGUUUUAUUUAUUACACUUAAUAUUUAUUAUGGAAAUCCUUCAUCAAUUAGAUCCUCUAAAGAUAACGUCAAUAGUUGCAUGUUUCUGGGGCUUUUACGGGGGAAUGGUGAAUAUUGGUUACAUCAAAACUUUUUUAAUGUAACAUGUGUGAAUGGACAUAUAAAGGCAGGAAAAUUUAAAGGAAUUUUCGCUUUAUAUUUUUGA
Messenger RNA from Meloidogyne enterolobii, 240 nucleotides. Lineage: Eukaryota; Metazoa; Nematoda; Chromadorea; Rhabditida; Meloidogynidae. The record is from the annotation of a GenBank genome assembly.